Messenger RNA from Salpingoeca rosetta, 1094 nucleotides. Its product is annotated as NADH-ubiquinone oxidoreductase 23 kDa subunit. Lineage: Eukaryota; Choanoflagellata; Craspedida; Salpingoecidae. Gene Ontology annotation, biological process: mitochondrial electron transport, NADH to ubiquinone; mitochondrial respiratory chain complex I assembly. Gene Ontology annotation, molecular function: NADH dehydrogenase activity; 4 iron, 4 sulfur cluster binding. The transcript has 5 exons. The record is from RefSeq and is a predicted model, not a curated record. The coding region runs from base 90 to 719 and encodes 209 amino acids. Gene Ontology annotation, cellular component: membrane.
UGCCAAAUCCGCCGUAUCGCCCAUUUCCGAGCAAUCACACACAGACGAAGCAGCAACAACCAACAGAGCACCACAGAGCACACAGAGCGAUGAGUGGUUUGAUUCGGCUGGCGACGAGGCGAACAGCCGUUGUGCCACGGCUGGCCGGUGUCACGGCACAGCGGGCAGCCAUGUCUGUUGAGAAGAAAUACGUGGACAACGUGGACUACAGAUAUGAGGAAAAGUCGUUUGAGGACGUGAUGGAGUCUGCGUCAAAGACGCUGUUCCUGACAGAGGUGCUCCGCGGCAUGGGCAUGACGCUGUCGUACUACUUCCGCAAGCCGGCCACAAUCUACUACCCCUUUGAGAAGGGCCCGCUCAGCCCCCGCUUCCGUGGCGAGCACGCCCUCCGCCGCUACCCAUCUGGCGAGGAGCGCUGCAUCGCCUGCAAGCUCUGCGAAGCCAUCUGCCCCGCCCAGGCCAUCACCAUCGAGACGGUGCCUCGUGAGGACGGCAGCCGUCGCACCACCCGCUACGACAUUGACAUGACCAAGUGCAUCUUCUGCGGAUUCUGCCAGGAGGCCUGCCCUGUGGACGCCAUUGUCGAGGGCCCCAACUUUGAAUACUCGACCGAAACCCACCAGGAGCUGCUGUACAACAAGGACAAGCUGCUGGCGAACGGCGACAAGUGGGAGGUUGAGAUCCAGAAGAACAUCGAGGCCGAGCACCUGUACCGCUAACACCGACAACCACAACCGCAAUUGCAGUUGGUCCAGCAAGUGCAAUUGGUUGUAGUUGCAACCAUAGCACGGGAGAAGCGGGAAAUCACACUGGCAUGUCAUGGGAUGAUGCGACACGACUUGUAGUGUGGCACACUCGCCAAGUGCUUCAUUCGUUGUUGUUUCUUCCUGUUCAACGGUGUUGUCCCUCUUCUUUUGUCUUGCCCUGCUUUGCCUUGCAUCGCCAUAUUCGCCAUGACAACCCUCGAUCCUCACCAUUCCCGCUGCACACCUCUCUGCGUUCUCUCGUGUACCUGCUCAAUUAAGCUUUCUCCCAGCGCGCUUUCAACCCCAUAUAGCCACAGCACCACAACCACGCGUGCGAUGAGAGCCGAC